CUAUGUGACAUGGCUCAUUCACAAUACACUGUAGAUCCUCCGCUGAGGUUUUACUCGCGUAAUCCGCGGCGGCGAAUCCGCCUAAUGUGGCAUCAGCCUAAAAGGGAUUAUUUAACUGUUAAAUGUCAAAUCACUUUGCACUGUAUCUUCGAUAUCGCGAAUUACGUUGUUGUUCAGUGUAUCAUGUCCUUCCUAUUUGGACGUACUAAGCUCAUAUCCGGUCAUUCGCGCCGUCGAAUGAGUGUGAUUGCAUCGGUUUUGCGAUACCAUGAAUUCGGUGAUCCAGCAAAGGUUCUUCAACUUCAGCAGGAAACAAUCUCCGAUCCCACCGGCGACGAAGUUCUUAUCAAAACACUCUGUGCACCAAUCAAUCCUGCGGAUAUUAAUACAAUCCAAGGCAAGUACCCGGUGAAACCACAAUUCCCAGCGGUAGGCGGAAAUGAAUGCGUUGGCGAGGUGGCUGCCGUCGGAAGCCAAGUUAAUGGUCUCAAAGUAGGCGAUCGAGUUGUUCCGUUUGCCACGGGUCUAGGAACCUGGCGAUCGCAUGCGGUGUGCAAAGCGGCUAAUCUGAUGAAGGUUCCGCCAAACAUUGGAAUUGCAGAGGCUGCCACAAUCACAGUUAAUCCUUGCACUGGAUACAGGAUGCUGAAGGAUUUUGUGUCGUUAAAGCCGGGAGAUACAGUUAUACAAAAUGGGGCAAAUUCUGCGUGCGGACAGGCAAUCAUUCAGCUCUGCCGAGACUGGAAUGUUCGGUGUGUUGGCAUCGUGAGGGAUAGACCCGAUUUCAGCAAACUGAGAGAUUAUUUGAAAAAUCUCGGAGCAGCUGAAAUAUUAACGGAGGAAGAGCUCAGAUCGACCAAGAUAUUCAAGGAUGGAAUAUUUAAGAAACCAAAGCUAGCACUCAACUGUGUCGGUGGGAAGAAUGCGUUGGAAAUGUCUCGCAAUCUGGAUAAUCACGGCAUCAUGGUAACGUAUGGAGGAAUGUCCCGGGAGCCGGUUACAGUGCCUACGGCAUCACUGAUAUUCAAGGACUUACGAUUCGUCGGUUUCUGGAUGACCCGGUGGACUAAAGAGAACGCUACUAGCCCCGAGCGAGAAAGCAUGUUUACAGAACUGUUUGGUUUAAUUGAUAGAGGAACACUAAAGGCGCCGGCCCAUGAAAUGAUUGCAUUUAAGGAUUACGUAACUGGGGUUACUAACGCACUCAAUAUUCAAGGUUUUGUUGGGAAAAAAUAUUUAUUAAAGUUUUAGGCAUUUUCAGCUUGGCAUCAACAUCGAUAUAAUAAAUCUAUCUAAACGUUAACAAAUUUUUAAGAUGA
Toxorhynchites rutilus septentrionalis is the source of this 1319-nucleotide messenger RNA. RefSeq names its product enoyl-[acyl-carrier-protein] reductase, mitochondrial. Lineage: Eukaryota; Metazoa; Arthropoda; Insecta; Diptera; Culicidae. The coding region runs from base 10 to 1251 and encodes 413 amino acids. Gene Ontology annotation, biological process: fatty acid metabolic process. Gene Ontology annotation, cellular component: mitochondrion. The record is from RefSeq and is a predicted model, not a curated record. The transcript is spliced from 3 exons. Gene Ontology annotation, molecular function: trans-2-enoyl-CoA reductase (NADPH) activity.